AUGGAUAAUCAACAGCUGGAGCUAGAAAACACUAAUUACAGUGAAAGCUCGUCCAACACAAAAGCUUUAGCCAGCCUUAAAGGAAGCUUGCCAGAGGACUGUUACUAUAGUGCAGAUGAGGAUUUCCAGCUUGAGAAUGAGGAGGUGGUUAAUACAAGCCUGGUAGCUCCUAGUGGAAGAUUUUCGAAUUCGAAUAGGAGCAGUGGAUUAAAGACUUUAGGAAAUAACAGCCAAAACUUCAAACAGGAAAAUGGCCGGAGCCAAAAAAUCUCUUUAUCUGGGCUUGAAAAUAGAUUUCAGGAUAAUAUUAAAGGAAAGGGAAGAGUUUUUGGUAAUGUUUACCAGUUAGAGAAAACUGGGAUUGAUGAGUAUACUUGCCAAGCUUGUGAGCUUGAUACAAACUCAAGCCUGUCAGUAUUAUCAAGUUCAGAAGACAAUAUCUCAGAGUUUAGUGUGUUAAGCGAUACUGAUAUAUUUUCACUUCCAGUUGAAAAACAAAAUUCAUUAAUACUUAAAGCUUCUAAGAUUGGGAAUCUUCAAUUAGUUCGUCAACUGAUUGCCUCUUCCAAAUUAAAUGCUAAUGCUACCAAUGAAAAAGGGUUUUCUUCACUUCACUGGGCUUCUCUUAAGGGGCAUUCCCAAGUGGUAGAAGAAUUGUUAAAUGCUGAUGCUGACCCCAAUUCUAAAAAUAUUAUGCUCUGCACUCCUUUGCACUUUUCAGCCAACAAUGGAUUUGACGAGAUUGUAAGCAAAUUAUUAAAGGCAGGUGCAGAUCCUAACUCCGUAAGUGCUCUUGGACACACACCUAUAUUUUCUGCAGCUUUUAUGGGCCAUGAAAAUACUGUAAAAACUUUACUUAAAAGUGGUGCCGAUCCAAACCACAAAAAUAAGCAAGGCCUAACUCCUAAAGGUGCAGCUGAAUCCCAAGGUUACUCAGAUAUUGUAAAAAUCCUAGAAGGAGCGUGCAUGCACUGA
Molecule: messenger RNA, 975 nt
Organism: Cryptosporidium ubiquitum
Lineage: Eukaryota; Apicomplexa; Conoidasida; Eucoccidiorida; Cryptosporidiidae
Product: ankyrin-related protein
Exons: 1
Coding region: 1-975 (324 amino acids)
Molecular function (GO): protein binding
Source: RefSeq, a predicted model, not a curated record